AUUAAAAGCGUAUACUCCUUGCUGGUAUGAAGGGUGUAAAAACGGCGGGACUUGCAACUAUGACGGUACCUGUUCCUGUACUGAAAUGUGGGAAUCACCUGAUUGUUCAGAAGAGGCUACCACAUGCAGAAGCAAAACGUGUGGACAUCAUGGACGCUGCAGUGAUGAUCGAUUGACGUGCAUCUGUGAUCCUGGGUGGAUGGGAUCUCGCUGUUCAGAAUCGUAUACUCAAUGCCGGGAUGGUGGCUGUAAAAAUGGCGGGACUUGCAACGAUGACGGUGAUAAGUGUACCUGUAAGGAAAGGUGGGGAUCACCUGAUUGUUCAGAAGAUAUAAUAAAUGACUGUGAACCCAAUCCAUGUUUAAAUUUCGGGAGAUGUACUGACCUCGGAAGCAAAGUCAGGUGUGAUUGCAAACUUGGCUAUGUUGGCCUUGACUGCAGAUUCCGUAUGUCUUAUUUUUUAGCAUAUAAUGAUUGA
Molecule: messenger RNA, 478 nt
Organism: Anneissia japonica
Lineage: Eukaryota; Metazoa; Echinodermata; Crinoidea; Comatulida; Comatulidae
Product: protein jagged-1b-like
Exons: 4
Coding region: 86-478 (130 amino acids)
Biological process (GO): heterophilic cell-cell adhesion; establishment or maintenance of epithelial cell apical/basal polarity
Cellular component (GO): protein-containing complex; plasma membrane
Source: RefSeq, a predicted model, not a curated record